Biomphalaria glabrata is the source of this 3075-nucleotide messenger RNA. Its product is annotated as sodium- and chloride-dependent glycine transporter 1-like. The record is from RefSeq and is a predicted model, not a curated record. Gene Ontology annotation, cellular component: membrane. Bases 183 to 2096 code for a protein of 637 amino acids. NCBI's taxonomy places the organism in Eukaryota, Metazoa, Mollusca, Gastropoda, Planorbidae. The transcript is spliced from 15 exons. Gene Ontology annotation, biological process: sodium ion transmembrane transport.
AAUCAUUCAUCUCAUUAGAGUUUCAGUAUCACUGGGUCACUAGAAUGUUAUAUUUAAAAUAAUAACCGGAUCCAAAUUGUUCUACUGAGAUAAAACACACCGCUAUGUGAAGAGUUGAUUUUUUUUCUCCAGAACUUUUGUGACUUGAACGAAAAGAACUUAGUCUGAGAACAUUAAGUAAUAUGAUGGAGUCAUCUCUCAGUGGUUCUAAUGCAGAUCUUUUGGAGCGGACCGGAUGGAAGAACCAAAUGGAAUUCUUUUUCUCCUGUGUGGGGUACGCUGUAGGCCUGGGCAACAUUUGGAGGUUUCCUUAUUUGGCUUUUCAAUACGGUGGAGGUGCCUUCCUGAUACCUUACACUAUUUCACUGGCUCUCUGUGGACUUCCCUUGUUUUUCAUGGAACUUGCCUUUGGUCAGUUUGCUUCUGUUGGACCCAUAACAAUUUGGAGAGUGUGUCCUCUUUUUCAAGGUAUCGGAAUCGCCAUGGUCCUAAUAACCUUCAUGGUCUGCCUUUAUUACAAUGUCAUCAUUCUAUAUGGGAUGUACUACUGUGUGGUAUCGUUGGUCUCUCUGGAUACAGUAUUGCCUUGGUCCACCUGUGACAACUCCUGGAACACUAAAUAUUGUGUCACAGAAAAACUGAACAUUGUCAACAUGUCAGAACAGCAGGCAGUCAACUCUACAUUAGAUCAUAUGGAUUUUCAAUGUGUGAAUCGAAUCUUGUCCAGAGACAACGUCACCAUGACGUCACUCACAUAUAACUACACCCAGACAAUGUUAAAGUCAUGUGACAUGACUGUCUUGCCUAGCGAGGAAUAUUUCACACGUCACAUACUGAGACUGAAUGAAGCAGAAGACAUCGGCCAUCUUGGAGGUAUCAGUUUAAAGUUACUUGUCUUCUUGGCAUUGGCUUGGUUAAUCCUGUUUUUCAUACUAAGAAAGGGUGUAGAAACCUCAGGCAAGGUGGCUUAUUUUAUGGCAUUGUUCCCAUAUUUUGUUCUGGUGGCACUAUUAAUCCGAAGUGUGACUCUACCGGGAUACUUGGAUGGUAUCAAAUACUACAUAAUACCAGAAUGGGAGAAAAUCGCUAAUGUUGAUGUUUGGAGAGAGGCGGCCACACAAAUAUUUUACUCAUUGGGACUCGCCUUUGGAACACUGAUCACUUUGGCUUCCUAUAACCCGUUCAAACAUAACUGUUAUCGGGACGCCAUUUUGGUCGCUGUUAUUAACUGCUCCACUUCUGUUUUUGCUGGUUUCGUUAUCUUUAGCAUGCUGGGAUACAUGGCUCACGUGACGAACCAGGAUGUACAAAGUGUGACAACUAGUGGUCCAGGUUUAGUGUUUGUAGUUUAUCCUGAAGGGAUCUCAAGAAUGCCAUUUUCAGUCGUCUGGUCCAUAUUGUUCUUUGUUAUGCUGAUAUCUUUAGGCUUGGAUAGUCAGUUUGCUAUGUUUGAAACUGUCAUCAGCGCAGUGGUUGAUGAGUUUCCGAGAACAUUACGCAAGCGCAGAGUCUUGUUUUCUUUCAUAUGUCACGUGGUUGGAUUCUUAUUGGGGAUUCCUUUGACGACCUACGGCGGUAUCUGGGUGCUGACUUUGAUGAACACCUACUCCGGCAGCUACUCACUGAUGUUUACCUGUUUGUGUGAACUGGUUGCACUGAACUAUGUAUAUGGCAAUGCGAAGUUCUGUACGGAUAUAGAAAUGAUGAUUGGCUUCAGACCAAAUCUCUACUGGCGAGCAUGCUGGAUGGUCAUUACACCUGUGACCAUUGUUAUUGUCUUAGCAUUGUCCUGUAUCUUGUACACACCUGUUGGUUAUGGAGAUUAUCAGUUCGAACCCUGGGCUCAGUGGUUGGGUUUUACAAUGGUAUCACUUCCAGUCGCAGCGAUUUUAUUUGUUGCUUUGUUCCAGUGCAUACGUUAUAAGGGCAUCAAAGAAGCCAUGAAACCAAAUUUGAUGUGGGGCCCCGCUCAAAAGGAAUACAGAAUCGGAUCCUACGGACAUCUGAAUGAGGGGCUCGUCUUGGAGUCACCCACUUUUGACCUCGCUGUCGAAAAAGAAACAAAAGUUACUGGAGCGAUCGUGUCAAAGUUAUAACAUUUAAUUAUCUGUUAAUUUGUUUCGUAUCUUGUCAAAGUAGCUCAGGAAAUAUACGUACGAGAGGAUACAAGUUUUACAGCUAUACACUGGAAUCACUCAAUAGCAAGGAAAAUACAAACUCAAAUAUCAGAUUCUCGCCUUUUUUAUGUGGCUAUAGUAAAGAAUUUCAAUCUGAAUAAUAUCAUGAUUGUUGUCUGUUACAGCGUGGUUCGAAUGUAAAGUGGUUCAAAUGUAAACUGGCGUGAAUGUAAAGUGGUGUGAAUGUAAACUGGCGCAAAUGUAAAGUGGUUCGAAUGUAAAGUGGUUCGAAUGUAAACUGGCGUGAAUGUAAAGUGGUUACAAUGUAAACUGGCGUGAAUGUAAAGUGGUUCAAAUGUAAACUGGCGUAAAUGUAAAGUGGUUCAAAUGUAAAGUGGUUCAAAUGUAAACUGGCGUGAAUGUAAAGUGGUUCGAAUGUAAUGUGGUGUGAAUGUAAAGUGGUGUGAAUGUAAAGUGGUUCAAAUGUAAAGUGGUUCAAAUGUAAACUGGCGUGAAUGUAAAGUGGUUCGAAUGUAAAGUGGUUCGAAUGUAAAGUGGUGUGAAUGUAAAGUGGUUCGAAUGUAAAGUGGCGUGAAUGUAAAGUGCUUCAAAUGUAAAGUGGCGUGAAUGUAAAGUGGUUCGAAUGUAAAGUGGUGUGAAUGUAAAGUGGUUCGAAUGUAAAGUGGCGUGAAUGUAAAGUGGUUCGAAUGUAAAGUGGUUCGAAUGUAAAGUGGUUCGAAUGUAAAGUGGUGUGAAUGUAAAGUGGUUCGAAUGUAAAGUGGUGCGAAUGCAAAGUGGCGUGAAUGUAAAGUGAUAUGAAAUAUACCAAGUGGUGUGAUUGCGUGUAUUGAAUGGAAGUGACGUCAGAGAGAAUGAAGCCGGAAAAUGGAUGGAUGAACAAACAUGAACAUUGUAGUAACAUUCUUUAUAACAAUAUUAAAGUGCUUAUAAAAUAGGA